Molecule: messenger RNA, 1050 nt
Organism: Protomyces lactucae-debilis
Lineage: Eukaryota; Fungi; Ascomycota; Taphrinomycetes; Taphrinales; Protomycetaceae
Product: thioredoxin reductase
Exons: 1
Coding region: 1-1050 (349 amino acids)
Biological process (GO): removal of superoxide radicals
Cellular component (GO): cytoplasm
Molecular function (GO): thioredoxin-disulfide reductase (NADPH) activity
Source: RefSeq, a predicted model, not a curated record
AUGCCGCAACACAACAAAAUCAUCAUUAUUGGUUCAGGCCCAGCAGGCCAUACUGCCGCCAUCUACCUGUCUCGUGCAGAACUCAAGCCAGUCUUGUUUGAAGGCAUGCUUGCCAAUGGUAUUGCUGCUGGAGGCCAACUUACCACCACCACAGACGUUGAAAACUUUCCCGGGUUCAGCAAAGGCAUUGGUGGUCAAGAGCUCAUGGAGGAGAUGCGCGGACAAAGUGAACGGUUCGGUACAACCAUCAUCUCAGAGACGAUUGCCAAGGUCGACCUUAAGAGCAAGCCAUUCAAGCUAUGGCGUGAGGGAGAGGAAGGCAAAUCAGAGCCAACGGAUACCUGUGAUGCACUCAUCAUUGCAACCGGUGCAAGUGCUCGAAGGAUGAACUUGCCAGGAGAGGAGACGUACUGGCAAAAUGGCAUCAGUGCUUGUGCCGUCUGUGACGGUGCUGUGCCCAUCUUCCGCAAUAAGCCAUUGGCUGUGAUUGGUGGCGGUGACUCGGCGGCAGAGGAAGCGUUGUUCUUGACAAAGUACGGAUCGGAAGUCUAUGUUCUGGUUCGACGCGACGUGCUGCGUGCUUCUGCUGUCAUGAGCAAGCGGCUGCAAGCGCACCCCAAGAUCAAGAUGCUUUGGAACACUGUUGCUGAAGAGUGCUUUGGCAAUGACAAGGGCUUGCUCACGCAUUUGAGCAUCAAGAAUGUCAAGACGGGUGAGGCUUCCAAAUUGGAUGUCAACGGUCUAUUUUACGCUAUUGGACAUGACCCUGCAACGCAGCUCUUCAAGGAGCAGCUCGAUGUUGACACAGAGGCGUACAUCAAAACAACACCUGGCACAACAGAGACGUCUAUUCCCGGUGUGUUUGCCGCUGGUGAUGUGCAGGAUAAGAAGUACAGACAAGCCAUCACCAGUGCUGGUAGCGGCUGUAUGGCUGCACUUGAGUGCGAAAAGUACCUGGCAGACUCGGAAGAUGCAGCAGUGCACGUCAAUGAGCUCAAGGGAUCAGGCGGUGAGAGCUAUAGUGAGAAUCCGCUCGUCAAGGAUACGUAG